AUGCCCUCCUCUUCAGCCUCUCGAAGUGCUGCCACCCGGGAGUACAACCUCCAACAAAGCCACCCAUGGUAUCCAGUUCCUGUCUUGGCUCGCGUAAGCAGCUAUACAAGCAUGGGCAAUGCCCUUGUACCGCGACCAUACAAGUCUCAACGUGGACACUUCCGAGGGAACGAACCCAUUUCGUAUCGUCGCCCUGGAAUGCCACAAGGUGUUUUGCUGAGUGCAUGUCUCGCUCAAGAGUUCCGGAUGGAGGGCAUGAACGAGCCGGCAUUUCCAAGUCUGCCGGGUGUCAAAUCGCAGCUGCGCAUGAAUCUUUCUACGCGGCUUCACAUGCAAGCGUCUAACAACCCGUAUAAGGUCCAUGGUAACAGGGGCCCGGAGAAUAAUGAAUGGAAGAUAGGCCCAGAUCACAUACGAUUUGAAGAUAUCGUCCUAGUGGGCGUGGAUCACGUCUCGCAUUCCAGCCUUCAGGCGCAGUUCGAAAUCAUCCCGCGCCGAUAA
Postia placenta MAD-698-R-SB12 is the source of this 501-nucleotide messenger RNA. RefSeq lists its product as hypothetical. The coding region runs from base 1 to 501 and encodes 166 amino acids. The record is from RefSeq and is a predicted model, not a curated record. NCBI's taxonomy places the organism in Eukaryota, Fungi, Basidiomycota, Agaricomycetes, Polyporales, Adustoporiaceae. The transcript is spliced from 3 exons.